AUGGCUUGCAACGAAAACAUAAUAAAGAACAUAGCAAGCGAAGUGACGAGGAAUUGUCAGGGGCGAUACGUGACAGUGGAAGAGGAUUUUGUUACGUAUUUGAUCGGAUUGCUUCUCUUGAAUCCGAAGUACGGAAAACUGUUCAAUAAAACUAUCAACAGAAACAAUUUGGAGUAUUUCGUUAACGAAUGCGUCGCCAUGUUGACGAGGGGCGAAACAUCCAUUACCACUUUAAAGAUGCAGUUUAUCAUGCAGACAAAUUACGACAAGCUCCAAAAUCUCAUCGACAAACAUUUGGAGUCCAUUGACAGUUGCUUACGUCCAUUGGUGAAUGAGAUAUUGGACGAAGAGCCAGAGCCAAAUGAAGAAGACGAUUCUAAGAAACUAUUCAGAAAGAUCUCCAUCUAUAUUAUACUAGUUAGUGGUUUAGGGAAUCCAAGUCAAAUAAUGAAUCUUAAAGAAGGUGUAGCGGCAUUGGAAAGUGUAUUCUCUCUUGACGACUUAAAAGUGUUUGUUGCACUUCCCGUCUCGGAGAAGUUGACGCAACUCCACGAAUUGGUACAGAUUGUAUCUGGAGUCAGACUUUUUAAUAGGGAUUGCCAGAAAGGCGGUGAAGGUAUACCAGACUUACCUUUCAACUUAGUGGACGCUGGCAGGGCCUGUCUAGCCUCUUUGUCCAACAACCUCAUAGUGGUGAUGCAAAGAGUAAACACGCUGACCACCGCCAUAGAAGACAGUAUUAUUGUACAGAAUGAGACUGGCAAUGUGGAGAUUAACGUGGCUUCUGAAUUCACUCGAGACGACUAUAACCAAAUAUUCGAGCUUCUGGCCUUCUAUCGACAGUACGAAAUAUACACAAGAAAGUUUCUAAACGAUGUCGACGUUCUAGUACAGAGCGCGACGCAGUGCGUAGAGCGAGUGCGGAUUAUUUUGCAGGAGCUGCACACAGCUGUGAAGUACAAAGCUGCGGUGCCGGUCGGAACUGUUUUUCCACUAUUCUCCAAGUUAUGGCAAGUAUGGCGGGACAUGCAAAAUAUAAUGUUCCUAGUAUCGACCAUCAACCGUUUGAUGACAACCCUGACCAGUGUAGAGGAACAGAUAAAGAUGCCCACCCAUAUCCUGAACAGAAUGCUAGUGGGCAAGCAAGUGCUGAACGACGAGGAUCGCAUGGGGCAAGUGAGGAUCGAAGAGAGGCUGUCUUUAGGGUCUUUGAAGAACUACGUUACAAGUGACAGUAAGAUGACGGCGUUUAAGGAAAAUAAUGUACAGUUUCUAGGAUUUUGCGCUGUGUGCUUGUCCGUGGGUGCGCUGAUCCCCAGCAACGUGAAGAUUGGACAUAUCAAGUCCAUGGGGAGCCGCUACGGAUUCUGUAAUGUUAAAAUGGCCACGUUAUUUAGCAAAACUCCUCAAAGGUACAUAAACGAAGUGCUAGAUUACGCUCGGAACAAUCCGCACGUGAUAAACCUGCUCAAUAUCCUAGACGAAGUGGACAGAGUAAAGGAUGUCGAUGUGCUUAUCAGCAAACAUCUGCCAAAGACGGAGGUGUGUGACAAGGACAUCCAAACGGAGACGCAUCCUGUAGACAGUUACAUUGAGAAAAACUACACACCAGAUCUUUGGGAAUGGAAGAGGAGAGCUUGCCAAUUGGCCACAAUCGUGAACUGUCGGACUCAUUCCACUCAAACGAACUACAGCCACCUAAGAUCAGAGAUCCAGUGUCAGACUUCAGAGCUUCGAGACAAGGGGCUGCAAACUAAAAAGGACUGCGGGGUUAAUACUGCCCCGAAAAAUACUUUCUUGUGGGGUCUGAGAGGACAACUGGGAGAUGGGCAACAUGUACUACCAUUGAAAGAUGCACCACAUUUGGAGAAGCAAAAGGCACAACCCAUAAGAACGUGUAACUGGCUUUGUCAAAAAGCUGAUCAAAUUGGCGACACUGAAUCAUUAAUUGAAGCAAUUGAAGCCCAAACCAUAUCGACCGACGUAUGCCGUGAAGAAUGA
This is a messenger RNA of Parnassius mnemosyne (clouded apollo), 2001 nucleotides long. NCBI's taxonomy places the organism in Eukaryota, Metazoa, Arthropoda, Insecta, Lepidoptera, Papilionidae. The record is from the annotation of a GenBank genome assembly.